CAAAUUCUGAAAGGAGAAAGUGUUUUUGGUUGCCGUUGAAAUAUUUUUAUGCUAAGAAGCUUGAGGAAUUUUUGUCUUGGUAAAAAUGGAUGAUAUAUCGGUUAAAAAGCGGGAAAUUGAGAGAAAGCUGAACCAGGAACAAAUGAUUCUAAAGUUCCUAAAGGAGAGCUUGAAGAAAAGUGACACAAUCACUGGGAAUAUGCUUGAUAUCUUGUCGUCAUUUGAGAGCCGUAUCCACAAGCUGGAAGAUACUAUCGUCCCUGUGCACAAAGAAACGGUGGACUUACAGAGAAGGCAAGCAAAUAUUGACAAAUCCCUGUCAGCGCUUGACCAUGUCAUCAGUUAUCAUCACGUCUACGCCAACACUGAGCACAUCAUUAGAGACACCCCAACUGGCCAUCUGGAUGUUUAUAUCAAGAAUCUUGAGAGAGUGCUGGAUGCCAUUGAGUUCUUCUCUCAGAAUAAUCCAAACUGCCUGGAGAUGACCCAUUUGUGCUCAUUACGAGACUUUGGACGAGAUUCCCUGGAGAAAGAAUUCCGAACCCUUCUCAACCGACACAGCAAGCCAGUCCCUCCAAACACUAUCCUUGAUAGCAUAGGGGAGGGGGAGAUGGAGGAAGGGCAAGUAGCAGAGGAUGUGAAGAUAGAACACUUGUCAGAUAAAGUAAUUGAGGACCUGAGUACCAUCUCCCACUGGCUGGUAGGACCUGGCAAAGGAGGAAAAGGUGACAUAUCAGAUUUUAUGAGUAUGUAUGCACAGAUCAGAUCUAGCUCCUUACUCAGGUCUAUGCAAGGAUUGAAAGAGGCAAUAAUCGAACAAGAAUCUGGAGUACAAGUGGGCGGAAAGUUCAAAGCUGGUUCAGGUGUUGGCACUCCGACUAGAAAGGGAACAACAAAGAAAAAAGAAAUCCGACGAGUUCCUUCAAAGCCACACGAAUAUGCACGACGAGCAACAGCCCUCUCCCUACAAACAGUGGCGCUUGACUCCAAGGAUGGGAAGGAAGAGGAAGAAGACAUCAAUGCGAACACCUUCAUCAUAUCUUGUAAGGCGCUCAUGUCAUUGAUGGCUAGUGAAGUUGACUUGAUGAAGCCGAUUAUCCCAGAGGAUCACCAGAACGCUAUCUUUGACAAGCUGAUCCAGGCUGCUCUUGAAGCCUUCAUGACUGAAGGAGAGACUAUCGUAAACACGCUUCGUAAGUUCACCAGUAAGCACUACUACGCGUCCACCAUGCAAGUGUUUCCCGUGCUCAGGCAUUCCCGUCACAUUCAACCAGACUUUGACGAUGUUUUACAGUUCACCGGACCUAAAACCAGGAGCAAAUUUCCAAGCCUCAUAAACGCCUUAGAGUUAGCAGCAGCAAGAGCUUUGGACGAGUUUGCUGACGGAAUCAGGCAUGCACCAGAGAAGCAUGCGUCCAAUAUGCCGCGUGACGGAACAGUUCACGAGCUCACAAGAAAUACAUUGCUGUUUAUGGAGCAGCUUUUACCUUACGUGGAGACUGUGGGGAACCUCCUCGCUACACAGCAAGAGAGCCAAAAUGGCGGUGUCAUCUACAGAGACGAGGGUCAACUUAUAGGGAUCACUGCUGAAUAUGUUCAGCGUGUCCUUGGUUCUUUGGGGCUGAAUUUGCAACUAAAGACGAAGGUUUACGAGUCAGUGACACUCGUUGCACUCUUCCUCUUGAAUAACUACCACUACAUACUCAAGGCCCUACAAAGGUCGGGUUUGCUGGAACUCCUUCAAAAGGGCGAGAUUUACGAUGUGGAGAAACAGUACAAAGAAUUAGUAGAAGAGCAAAAGAAGAUGUACGAAAAAUGCUGGAGUAAAGUUCUGCAUUAUCUCCUUGAGAUGGAAAAGCCAGGAGCGGCAUCCAAGUCUGUGGAAGCAACAAUGAAGUUAAAAGACAAGCAACGACAAAUGAUCAAAGACAAGUUCAAGGGAUUCAAUACAGAGUUUGAAGAGCUCUAUCAGAUCCAGAAGACAUAUGCAGUGCCAGAUGUAGCCUUAAGGGAGGAAAUCCGACUAAAAAACAUUGAGCUGAUAGUACCUAUCUACCGCGCAUUCAGAGACAAGUAUGAAGGUGUCCCUUUCACUAAAAACCCUGAGAAAUAUGUGAAGUACACAGCAGAUGAGGUGGAAAAUCUGAUGAACAAAUUUUUUGAUGUAUCUGCAUGAGACCUGUUAUCAAUAAUUGAACUAUUGACUGUUCCUCAAAUCACACGAGUCACAACUAGUAGAAAAAAUGUGCUGGACUUGAAAGCAGAAAAAUGUUAAAUUACCAGACCAAACAACAUGGAGUGAUUUGACUUGUUUAUGUGAUCCAUAGCUGUGUGUAAAGAUCUGCAGUUUCUAUGAAGCUCUAUAAAGAGUAUGAAAACAAAGUUAGAAAACUAAACAAGCCCUCAGAUACCAAAAAAUAAUGUGGAGUAAUAAUUUUUGUUACACUAUGAUUAUUACGUUUUUUGCAUACAGAAUACUUCACUCCAAGUUUGAAUCUUUUAAUAAUUUUAACUACUGCAUUAGAUUAAGAAAUUUAAUAGAGAUAUCAUGUAAAAUUUAUGAAAUAAAAAAAAUGUUAUAGAUACAA
Messenger RNA from Nematostella vectensis (starlet sea anemone), 2588 nucleotides. Its product is annotated as exocyst complex component 7. The record is from RefSeq and is a predicted model, not a curated record. The transcript is spliced from 28 exons. Gene Ontology annotation, biological process: exocytosis. Gene Ontology annotation, molecular function: phosphatidylinositol-4,5-bisphosphate binding. Gene Ontology annotation, cellular component: exocyst. The coding region runs from base 86 to 2176 and encodes 696 amino acids. Lineage: Eukaryota; Metazoa; Cnidaria; Anthozoa; Actiniaria; Edwardsiidae.